Molecule: messenger RNA, 628 nt
Organism: Gossypium raimondii (Peruvian cotton)
Lineage: Eukaryota; Viridiplantae; Streptophyta; Magnoliopsida; Malvales; Malvaceae
Product: 60S acidic ribosomal protein P3
Exons: 2
Coding region: 90-452 (120 amino acids)
Biological process (GO): translational elongation
Cellular component (GO): ribosome
Molecular function (GO): structural constituent of ribosome
Source: RefSeq, a predicted model, not a curated record
AAGCAUGGCCGUCUCUCUUCAUCUCUGGGCUGAGCGAAUUUGCGGUUUGUUAGUUCGUGUGUGAAAGAGGUAAUAAAAGGAAAAAAACGAUGGGUGUUUUCACAUUUGUGUGCAGGAGCAAAGGCGGUGAGUGGUCUGCCAAGCAGUUGGAGGGAGAGAUUGAAAGCUCUGCUGCUUCCACUUACGAGCUCCAGCGGAAACUCGUCCAGGCUGCCACCGCCUGCGACUCCUCUGGUGGUGUCACCUCCUCUUUCUCUGUCGUUACCCCUAAUUCUGCCGUUUUCCAGGUGGUUAUUGGAGGUGCUGUGGGCGGAGCCUUCAUCGGGGGUGGAGGUGCUGCUGCUGCUCCGGCUGGAGGCGCUGCCGCUGCCGCUGAAGCUCCUGCAGCUGAGGAGAAAAAGGAAGAGAAAGAGGAGAGUGAUGACGAUAUGGGAUUCUCUCUCUUUGAUUAAGCUCCUUUACUGCCUUACUGCCUUACUGCCUGUUUAGAUCUUAGCAAGUUGUUACAUUUUCAUUUUUCAUUUAUGCGUGAAUUAGACUAUUUUGGGUGACAUUGGGCACUUUUCCUAGUUAGGAGAAGCCAUUUUUCAGGAUAAAUUUGACAAUAUUAUGAGUAUGUUUUUUGGCA